Messenger RNA from Suillus fuscotomentosus, 552 nucleotides. RefSeq lists its product as uncharacterized. Gene Ontology annotation, cellular component: endoplasmic reticulum membrane. Lineage: Eukaryota; Fungi; Basidiomycota; Agaricomycetes; Boletales; Suillaceae. Bases 25 to 312 code for a protein of 95 amino acids. The record is from RefSeq and is a predicted model, not a curated record. Gene Ontology annotation, biological process: vacuolar proton-transporting V-type ATPase complex assembly. The transcript has 3 exons.
CACUUAAUCCAUUCUCGACUGGGUAUGAGUGACCAGGUUACCCCAGCAAAGGCCUCAGAGCAGGCAGCCUCCAGGGCGGCGCUCAUGAAACUCCUCUUUUUCGCUGCAACACUCGCCAUCCUACCAAUCUCAUCAUACUUCCUCACAGAAAAAUACGUUUGGUCUGGCAAUUCUAACUAUGCUGCAAUCACCGCCAUAUGUGCUGCCAAUGUAGUCCUCAUCGCUUACAUCGUCGUUUCUUUGAUGGAAGACAAACAAUUGUUCAAGGAAGCGGAGGAGAAGAAACUGUCAGAAACCAAGAAGGAGCGAUAAAACCUAUUGUUACGGUAAUGCUCAGGCUGUCGUUUGUCGUCUAGGCACUUUCAAUGCAUGCAUUCUUUCUGUUCAUUUCCGCUUUGUGCAAAGGGGAUCGGUCAAACAGAUUGCUGAGGUCCAGACUGCGGCUUGUUGUAGGAUACAAAUUAUUGAAAGUUCGAGGUCUUUGUUCAGUCUUCCAACUUGGUAUAUACUACGUCAUCCAAAUCAUGAUUCAUAUUUAAUAUUCAACUUCCA